Messenger RNA from Rhincodon typus (whale shark), 2961 nucleotides. RefSeq names its product fyn-related Src family tyrosine kinase (gene frk). NCBI's taxonomy places the organism in Eukaryota, Metazoa, Chordata, Chondrichthyes, Orectolobiformes, Rhincodontidae. Gene Ontology annotation, biological process: innate immune response; cell differentiation; cell surface receptor protein tyrosine kinase signaling pathway. The transcript is spliced from 8 exons. Gene Ontology annotation, cellular component: extrinsic component of cytoplasmic side of plasma membrane. The coding region runs from base 171 to 1664 and encodes 497 amino acids. Gene Ontology annotation, molecular function: ATP binding; non-membrane spanning protein tyrosine kinase activity; signaling receptor binding. The record is from RefSeq and is a predicted model, not a curated record.
AGUCGAGAAAGGAUUGCGCUGUGAAGCAACGAAAGCAAUAUAUAGAAGUCCGUCUAGAUUCUAUUCCUGUUUUGUUUGAAGUCGUUAAGGGAGUUUGUUCAUUGAUUCCUUUUACGAAUGUCUUCCCUUUCGGAGACGGAAUAGAGCGGAUCCAUAGCAGAAGUAGCAACAUGGGGAAUUUCAUACGGACUCACUGUACAUGUCUCAGGUGUAUCUGUCCCUGUGUCUUCAAGCCUGGUGAACUCAAAGGACCGAACCGGCCGCUCCCCCCGGAGCCGGAGCUGCCGCGCAAGAUCUAUGUAGCUUUGUACGACUACUCGGCUCGCACUCCCGAGGACCUGAGCUUCAAAGCCGGGGAAAUGCUGGAAGUUAUCGACCAGUCCCUGGACAACUGGUGGCUGGCUCGGUUACUGUGGCGAGGGGACAACAGACAAGGCUACAUUCCCAGCAAUUACGUUGCUCCUGACUGCAGUAUAGAAGCACAGCCAUAUUUCUUUGGCGGGAUCAAACGCAUAGAUGCAGAGAAACAAUUGUUAAUGACUGGAAAUGGAAACGGCUCCUUUAUAGUCCGAGAAAGUGAAAGCAAGUUGGGUGACUAUUCACUCUCAGUCCGUGAUGAAGACACUGUGAAACAUUAUAAAAUCAGGCGGUUGGAUGAGGGAGGAUUUUUUAUCACAAAAAGAGCAACCUUUCAAACAUUGACAGAGCUUGUCAACCACUAUUUGCAAAAUCAAGAUGGCUUGUGCACGCAACUUAGAGCUCCAUGCCAGAAGCUGGAAACACCAGUUACUGUUGGGUUAUCCUACAACACUGUUGAUCAUUGGGAAAUUGCACGUGACUCUCUGAAACUGAUAAAGAAAUUGGGUGCUGGAACAUUUGGAGAAGUAUGGCAAGGAGUUUGGAAUGACAGAACUCAAGUUGCAAUAAAAACCCUGAAAACUGGUACGAUGGCUAAAGAAGACUUCCUGAGGGAGGCACAAAUAAUGAAGAAACUGCGACAUCCCAAGCUUAUCCAGCUGUAUGCUGUCUGCACUGUAGAAGAACCAAUUUACAUUAUUACUGAAUUAAUGAAAAAUGGGAGCUUGCUUGACUACUUACACAAAAACCAGGGGAUGACUUUGACCAUAAAUGAUCUGCUAGAAAUGUCUGCACAGGUGGCUUCGGGCAUGGCGUACCUGGAAGCUCAGAAUUACAUCCAUCGGGAUUUAGCUGCACGGAAUGUGCUGGUUGGAGAAAACAACAUCUGUAAAGUUGCUGAUUUUGGACUUGCUCGAGUCUUUAUGACAGGAGAUGAAAAUGUUUAUGAAGCUAGAGAAGGAACAAGGUUUCCCGUAAAAUGGACUGCACCGGAAGCUAUCCAUUCCAAUAAGUUCAGCAUCAAAUCUGAUGUUUGGUCCUUUGGAAUACUAUUGUAUGAAAUAAUCACUUUUGGAAAGAUGCCUUAUCCAGGAAUGUCAAAUUACCAAGUUAUCCAGGAACUGGGAAGAGGAUACAGAAUGCCAUGCCCUUCAGAAUGUCCCCUGGCAUUGUAUGAAAUCAUGGUAGAUUGCUGGAAAGAUAAAGAUUUUGAAAGACCAACAUUUGAAACAUUGCAGUGGAAGCUGGAGGACUUCUUUGAGACUGAUCUUUCAGCCUAUACAGAUGCUAAUGUUUUUGUUAGCUAAUGUACAUAACAAAUGUUAACAUUUUAUCUGCUCUGAUCAAAUCUGAUUCAAUAUUCACAUCUUGAUACUUAUAAUUUGUGAAAGCAGUUCAAUCAUAUGCAUACCCAUUCAGUCAUAAAUCAAUUUGGGGCUAUUGCAUACACAUACUAUACAUAUAUGAAUAUAAUUUAACCUGGCUGUGCAGUCAGAAGUUCACACACAAGUGUGAAGGUUGAAUCAAAUUCCAUGCAAUUGAUCUAUAUGUUAUUUUAUAUGAACUAUACGGAUCAGAAAUGGCUGAUGUGGCACCAUUGCCAUUAGGUUAUGUAAAUGAGGGGAUCAUUGCUAUUCAAAAACAUUUAGCAUCCCCCAAAACAGCAGAUGUUGUAUGAGAGCAACAAUAGACAAUAACCAAGUGGAAAAGCAACCAGAAAGUGACACUUGGCCAGGGAGCUGCUAUAUUUUUAUGUGAGGCAGUACCUUUUGAAGAGGGGCACAGGACUAAUAAAUAUAUUAGUUGUCUGUUGUGUUAUUGCUGGGGAUGAAAUCUGCCUGCAGAAUUCUGUUCUGUCUUCUGUGUCUAAAUGAGAAGAAUAUAGAACAAAGUUGAGUAAGAUACAUAACAGGAGUUCAAUCCACUAUUGCCCAUUUCGUACCCCUGAGGAAGUUUACGUUUAUCUCCAUUAACUUCAGUUUAUACAGAAAAGUACAGUAUAGUGCUUGCUUGUGUGAUAUUUCAUUAUACGGAUUAUGUAUAACAUAUUUCACUGUUUAUGCCAAACUGUAUUCAAACAGCAGUUGAAUUUUUUGAUUUUCCUGUCCCCCUGAGUAAUCAUAGAAAUUCACACAUUAUUUCUGUAAAUAUUCUGACCAGAUAAAUGGUUGCCAUAAAACAUAACAUCACCCUUUUUGCAAAGAUUUCUCACUGAUUCAAUAUAUUUUCUGAAAUUUGGUAAAAGAAUGUGUCUCUUUCAAUGAACAAUGGAACCUACAACUAAAGGACUAUAGUAUGCCUUCAGGACAAAGUAUUGGUGAAUAUUCUCAGCAACCUACAUUGUUUCAGAAAAUUCAAUCACACGAUACUACAUGCCACACAGUCUUAAUUUGUAUAUAAUUUUAUGUUCAGAUACAGAUUUAAAUUUAUUUUGUAGAGCUGCAAGAGAUUGAAAUGUAUAUAAGCUAAUUACAUUUAAAAAUUAAACUGCAACUAAUCAUAUGUUUUGUAAAUUGUGACAAAGAAAAUUACUUGAAUCCUGAACUAUUCCAGUUUUAUGCUUUUGUACUGAAUUUGGUGCAUUAAAAUGUAGAGAUAUUCCAA